This is a messenger RNA of Sodiomyces alkalinus F11, 1856 nucleotides long. Its product is annotated as GroES-like protein. The transcript has 3 exons. Bases 1 to 1572 code for a protein of 523 amino acids. NCBI's taxonomy places the organism in Eukaryota, Fungi, Ascomycota, Sordariomycetes, Glomerellales, Plectosphaerellaceae. The record is from RefSeq and is a predicted model, not a curated record. Gene Ontology annotation, molecular function: zinc ion binding; oxidoreductase activity.
AUGGGAGAUUCCCUGCCCACAACGUACAAAGCAUGGGUGGUCGAAUCCGCCGGGUCUCCGUUACAACUGCAAGAACGGGAGCUCCAACUCCCGGGUGGUGGCGAGGUGCUCGUCAAAGUCCGUGCCUGCGGAGUGUGCUUCACAGACGUAGCCGUCCAACAGGGCGACCACGGGCGAGACUUGUUCCCCCGGGUUCCCGGCCAUGAAAUUGUGGGUGACGUGGCUGCCUUAGGGCCAGGCGUGACGAGCUUCUCCGUUGGAGAUCGAGUCGGCGGAGCGUUUCACGGAGGCCACGACAACACCUGUCGCUCCUGUAGGCGCGGUCAGUUCCAAACAUGCGAAAACGUCGUCUACAACGGCGUCACCCGCGACGGAGGGUACGCAGAGUACGUCGUACUACGCGUCGAGGCCACCAUCCGCGUACCCUCGGACCUGGACCCAGCCCGGGUCGCACCGCUCCUCUGCGCGGGCCUCACCGUCUUCAACGGCAUCCGGAAGAUGCACGUCGAGCAGGGCAACCUGGUGACCAUCCAGGGCGUCGGCGGGCUGGGCCACUUGGCGAUCCAAUACGCACACAAGAUGGGCUACAAGGUUGCCGUCCUCAGCUCGUCCCCUUCCAAGAGGGUUUUCGCGGAGAAGCUCGGCGUGCACUUUUACAUCGACACGAGCUCCGUCGACCCGGUGCGGGAACUGAACAGGUUAGGCGGCGCUGCCCUGAUCGUCGCCACGGCUCCCAGCGCCGAAGCCAUCAAGCCCCUGACUGCUGCGCUGCAGCCUGCUGGCAGACUUGUCCUCCUCGCGCCGGCUGGGCGGGUGGAGAUCAAUACCAACCAUCUCAUCACGAGGGCCUCUUCUCUCCAGGGUUGGGUGACGGGGAGUACCUUGGAUGCUGAGGAGACUAUUGAUUUCUCCAACACUUUUGAUGUCGAGUGCAUGAUUGAGCCGUUUUGCUUCCUCGACGCCCCCAAGGCCUGGGAACGUACGACGUCUGGUGCUGUCCGGUUUCGGACAAGCCAAGAAGGCAUACCCAAGCACAACGGCAACAUGAGCAACUACGGCUGGGGCGGCAGCGGCUAUGGCGGAGGCAGCGGCUAUGGCGGAGGCAGCGGCUAUGGCGGAGGAAAUAACGGUGGCAGCGGCAGUGGUCGCGGCGGAGGGAACAGCAACAAUAACGGUGGCAGCGGCCGUGGGGGAGGCAACAACGGCAACAAUGGAAACAACAACGGCGGGAACAAUAACGGCAACAAUGGAAACAACAACGGCGGGAACAACAACGGCAACGCCGGAGUCCCCGACUGGCUGAACCCUGCCAACUGGCACAACGCUCCGUGCCACAACUACGCAUACACGGACCCGCGCUCCGUCAACCAGAACUAUACUGCCAGCAGCAGUUGGUCCGCCCUGCCCGCGCACGAGACGCAUUACCAGUGGGAGUGCUGCCGCUGCCGCUCGUGGAACGACUUCGCCAACAAGCAGAGAACCGCUGGUGGCUGGGCUUACCGCUGCCGCUGCGGUCACGUCAACGAGAAGUGCGCCAGGUGCCAAAACAUGCAGCCUAUCCGGGUCGUCUGAUUCUGUUCUUUCGAGGAGCUAGGAUCUAUUGGUUUGGCACCCAGGUCUGUCUUUGGAGUCAGGGAUCUAUUGGUUCGAGUCACAUGUCUUUCUUUGGAGGAGUCAUGGAUCUAUUGGCUUGGGAUACAGGUCUAGUCUUUUGAGGACCUAAGUGUCUAGUCUUUGGUAACCCAGGUCUGUUGUUUUGGUGACUCGGUAUCUACUUCGACUGGCUUCCUAGCACAAAGCCAACGCCCCUGGGCAAGAAAUAAAGUGAAUCUUGCCUAAUAACCGGCUUAUACCCA